CUUGUCCCCUCUUGCACCCUCGGAGCAGAGCUGUGUCCCCUCAGACCACAUGAAAGGUCCGUGUCCCCUCACUCACCCUUGGAGCAGAGCUGUGUCCCCUGAGACCCCCUUAGGAGCUCAAAUGUCCCCUCAUAUGCCCUCAGAGCAGAGCUAUGUCCCCUGAGACCCUCACGGAAGGUCGAUGUCCCUUCAGGUGCCCUCAGGGAAGGAUUGUGUCUCCAGGCCACACAGGGCAGGCCUUCUCUCCUCACAUGCCCUUGGAGCAGAGCUGUGUCUCCUCAGACCCCCUCAAAAGGUCCAUGUCCCCUCACUUGCCCUCUGGCACAGCUGUCCCCUCAGGCCCCAUCGGGAGGUUCAUGUCCCCUCACGCACAAACAGAGCAGAGCUUGUCCCCUCAGACCCACUCAGGAGAUUCAACGUCCCCUCACAUGCCCUCGGAGCAGAGCUGUGUCCCCUCUAAUCCCCUCAGGUGGUUCAGUGUCCCCUUACAUGCCCUUGAAGCAGAGCUGUGUCCCCUGAGACCCCCACAGAGGGUCCAUGUCCCCUCCCGUGCCCUCAGGGAAGACUUCUGUCUCCUCAGACCACACAGGGCAGGUCUUACGACCUCACAUGCCCUUGGAGCAGAGCUGUGUACCCUCAGACCCCCUCAGUUCUCCAAUGUCCCCUCACGCGCCAUUGGAACAGAGCUGUGUCCCCGCAGACCCGCAAGGACGGUCCAUGUCCCCUCACGUGCCCUCAGAACCGAGCUGUUUCCACUCAGACCUCUUCAGGAGGUCCAAUGUCACCUGUCAUGCCCUCGGAGCAGAAAGUGUCUCCUCAGACCCCCUCAGGAAGUCGAAAUUCCCCUCACCUGCCCUCGGAGCAGAGCUGUGUCCCUUCAGAGUCCCUAAGGAGGUCCAGUGCCCCCUCACAUGCCCUUGGGGCAGAGCGGUGUUCCCUCAGACCCCCACGGAGGGUCCGUUUCCCCUCACCUGCCCUCGGAGUAGAUCUGUGUCUCCACAGACUGCUCAGGAGAUCCAAUGUCCCUUCACGUACCCUCGGAGCAGAGCUGUGUCCCCUCAGACCACACGGAAAGUCUAUGUCCCCUCACUCACCCUUGCAGCAGAGCUGUGUCCCCUGAGACCCCCUCAGGAGAUUCAAUGUCCCCUCAGGUGCCCUCGGAGCAGAACUAUGUCCCCUCAGACCCCCAGGGAAGGUCGAUGUCCCUUCAUGUGCCCUCAGGGAAGGAUUGUGCCUCCUCAGACCACACAGGGCAGGUCCUGUCCUCAUGCGCCCUCGGAGCAGAGGUGUGUCCCCUCAGACCCAAGCAUGAAGUCCAAUGUCUCCUCACAUGCCCGCAGGGCAGAGCUGUUUCACCUUAGACCCCCGCAGGGGGUCCAGAAUCCCCUCACAUGCCCUCAGAGCAAAGCUGUGUCCCCUCUGAUCACCUCAGGUGGUUCAAUAUCCCCUUGCAUGCCCUUGGAGCAGAGCUGUGUCCCCUCAGACCCACUCAGGAGGUCCAGUGUCCCCUCACGCACCCUCGGAGCAGAGCUGUGUUCUCUCAGACCCCCUCAGAAAGUUCAGUGUCCCCUCUAAAGCCCUCGGAGCAGACUGUGUCCCCUCAGACCCACUCAGGAGGUCCAGUGUCCCCUCACGCACCCUCGGAGCAGAGCUGUGUUCUCUCAGACCCCCUCAGAAAGUUCAGUGUCCCCUCUAAAGCCCUCGGAGCAGAGUGUGUCCCCUCAGACCCCCUCAGGCGGUUCAAUGUCCCCUCACACGCCGUCAGAGCAGAGCUAUGUCCCCUCACACCACCUCAGGAUGUUCAAUGUCCCCUCACGCACCCUCGAAGCAGAGCUGUGUACCCUCAGACUCACUCAGGAGGUCCAAUGUCCCCUCACGCACCCUGGAGCAGAGCUGUGUCCCUUACGACCCCCUCAGGAAGUUCAGUGUCUGCUAACACACCCUCAGAGCAGAGCUGUGUCCCCUCAGACCCACUCAGGUUGUUCGUGGUCCCCUCACGUGCCCUUGGAGCAGAGCUGUGUCCCCUCAGACCCACUCAGGAGGCCCAGUGUCCCCUCACACACCCUUGGAGCAGAGCUGUGUCCCCACAGACCCCCACAGGAGGUCCAGAGACCCCUCACACGCCCUCGGAGUGAAGCUGCGUCCCCUCUGAUCCCCUUAGGUAGUUUAAUGUCCCCUUACAUGCCCUUGGAACAGAGCUGUGUCCCCUGAGAGCCCCACGGAGGGUCCAUGUCCCCUCACGUGCCCUCAGGGAAGGAUGGUUUCUUCUCAGACCACACAGGGCAGUUCUUGUCCCCUCACGCACCUUCGGAGCAAAGCUGAGUCCCCUCAGAUUAUGAUGGAAGGUCCGUGUCCCCUCAUGCGCCCUUGGAGCAGAGCUGUGUCUCCUCAGACCCCCACAGAAGGUCCAUGUCCCAUCAUGUGCCCUCAGGAAAGGAUUGUGUCUCAGACUACACAGGGCAAGCUUUGUCCCCUCAGGUACCCUCGGAGCAGAACUGUGUCCCCUGAGACCCCCUCAGGAGGUUCAUUGUCCCCUCCUGUACCCUCAGAGUAGAGCUCUGUCCCCUCAAACACCCAUGGAAGUUCUAUGUCUCCUUACCUGCCCUCAGAGCAGGGUUGUGUCCCCUUCUUCCCCCAAGGAAGGUCCCUUUUCCCUCACAAACUGUGAACAAGGCUCUGAUCAGACCGCUGGACUGGGUCUUGUCCCUUUCAUCUUCCAGGGAACUCAGUCCCCUUUCUCCUCAUUCUGUUCUCUGUCCUCCCUCCACCCCGGGUUGAGUGGUAAUGGGAGUGGACUGUCAAAGCCUGCUCACUCUCCGCUGACAUAUGGGCCCCACUUAGUCUUUCCUUCUCCACAGGCUGGCAUGUUGUGGGUCGGUAGAGGCCUCUCUUCUAUGACCCUGGACCCUCUCGAUCCUGCUCUGAGCUGAAGCUUCCUCUUGAUGCCUGGCCUGUGUUCUAGGAGCCCCCAGCAGGGUACAUUCCUUCCAUGGGUCUUCAGAGGUCCUCAGCCUGGGCUGCGGGGAGACAGGCCAGAACAGGCCGGGCCUAUCUUCAUGCCCAAGACAGGUGGGAGCUGGAGCUCAUCUUACUGGCCUGACUUGGAAUCUAGAGGGGCACCAUGAGGUGUCCAGACGCCGUGGCCAAGGAGGCUGAUGAGUCAGGGUCUUCUGGGCUCCUCCUCCCUGCCUGCCUGCCGCCCGGCUCGGCUGGUGUUUACGUGUUCCCUGCGGCUUGGCUGGGCUGUGAGGCCUUGAAGAGAGAAAUGACUACCUGGCUCCAGCCCCUGUUCAAGGCAAACAGGGUCCUGACUGCCUGCCAGGCCCUCUGAGGGCUCCCACUUCCUCUGCCAACACCUGGAUGGCCCAGGUGGGGCUCAGGGUCUCUCUGAGUGGGGGGGCUGGCCCUGGCCCAGGAGCUCCAGGUCUAAGGGAGGAGACCUUGUCCUGGACUAGGAGCUUAGACUGAUGUAAGAGGUCCAGUUCUAUCCUGGACAUCCAGUCAAGGGGGCAAAUGCUGCGCAGUCUAAAGGGGGAGGCCUGGCCUUGGACUGGGUGCAAAAAUCCUGAGGAAGGGGGGCCGCCCUUGGGGAGGAGGCGUCCAGGUGGAUAUGGGGGAGCCUGGCCCUGCUUGGGAUCACCAGACCUGAGGGGGGUACCCAGCAUGUCUUGGGGGCAUUUAGUUCAAAGGGAAAGCACAGCUCUGUCUUGGGGGUUCAUCUAAAGGGAAGGUGGUAACAAGUCUGAGGGGUGAGUAUAGCCCUGUCCUGGGGGGUGCCCGGUCUGUGUGAGGGGUGAGCAGAGCACUGUUCUGCGGGGUGCACAGUCUGCAGGAUGAACACAGCUCUGUCCUGGGGGUAUCCAGUCUGAGGAGUAAACACAGCCCUGUCAUGGGGGGGAAGAGGUCCUCAGUCUGUGGGAAGAGGUUAAACCAUGUUCUAGAGGAAAUCCAGUUUGAGAGGAGAGGCUCCACUCUGUCCUGGGGGGCACCCAGUCUGAAAGGAAGACAUAGCUCUGUCCUAGAGGUGGCCAAUAUGAGUGUUUCAGGGUGAGUAGGUCUGUGGACUCAGCCUGGGCCAAAGGCAGCUUGGGUGCCCAUGGAGCCUGUGAACAAGUGCAGGGAGCAGCCGAGGGACAGCUGGAGACAGGGAAAGGCUGGGGCCCUCCUCCUGCAUGGGACCACUGGGGUGCUGAUGACCCAGCAAACCUGAGCUUCUCUAGGCUUAGACAGGGGCCUCUCUCAGGCCCUUUCUGCCGGGCUGGGUCCCGACCCCCCCAGGGACUGGCCCAUGGUUCCUAGA
This is a messenger RNA of Orcinus orca (killer whale), 4300 nucleotides long. RefSeq lists its product as uncharacterized. The record is from RefSeq and is a predicted model, not a curated record. The coding region runs from base 538 to 1575 and encodes 345 amino acids. NCBI's taxonomy places the organism in Eukaryota, Metazoa, Chordata, Mammalia, Artiodactyla, Delphinidae. The transcript is spliced from 2 exons.